This is a messenger RNA of Culex quinquefasciatus (southern house mosquito), 780 nucleotides long. RefSeq lists its product as uncharacterized. Bases 36 to 764 code for a protein of 242 amino acids. NCBI's taxonomy places the organism in Eukaryota, Metazoa, Arthropoda, Insecta, Diptera, Culicidae. The transcript has 4 exons. The record is from RefSeq and is a predicted model, not a curated record.
AUCGGUGAAGUAAUUGCGAAGCUUCAUAUGUGAACAUGGAGUUGUCAAAUGUGGUAGUGCUUUUGAUUCUGGGAUUCGCAGGAAUUUCCUGCAUGAAGCCAACCCUAAUCAACGAAUGCAAGAAAGGAAUCCCAAACGCUGAACGAUGCGUUCUGGCUGUUGCGGAAAGGAUGCGCCCUAAGAUCGCAAAGGGGGAGUUUCCGGAAGGUUUCACCGUUCCACGCCUGGACCCGGCCUUCAUCGAGCGGCUGGAGGUUACGGGAGAUUCGAACUUUAGUGCAGUGUUUGAGAAUGUGACGGUUAGCGGGUUGAAAGCGUUCCACGUGGAUAAACUGACUGUUCACACAUCAGACCACCAAAUAAGUCUUGUAACUAAGUUGGAUUCUAUUCACCUUAAGGGCAAAUACACCAUGAAGUCAAACUUGAAGAUGCUUCCCCCAGUUGAUGGCGCUGGUGAUGCGACUUUGGAGUUGACCAACGUCAAAGUGCUCGUGCGCUUGCACUACUUCCUCAUCGGUAAGAAGGGUGCCAAAACGGUCCGUUUUCUGCCGACCGAGUUCAAAGUGAUGUUCGACGGCGAUGCCAACUUUGCCCUCACGAAUGCGCUGCGCGGCAAGCCCGACCAGGUGACCAACGAGGCCAUCAAUAAGAUGCCGCACGAGAUUCUGAACAAAACCAAACCCGCCGUCCAGAGGCACCUGUCCGAGACGUUCACCACGAUCGUGAACCACCUGAUGGAGGAUGCCGAACGGGAGCGGAAGUAGGUGAGGUAGGUUAGGU